ACUAUUUUACUCUUUGCCUGGGAGACAACUUAUGUAGUGUUUGGUUGGGUGGAUUUGUGAGGGAAAAAUAUGAAGGAUUUUGGUUAGAGGGAAAAAGGGAGAAGAUUUUUGUGAGAGUUUGAAGAGUGAUUCUAGGGACUCGGGUUCGGCCCCGGGAGAAGAAGUUGCCGAAAUGGUGGCCGGGGUUGGUUCUGAAUACGGAGCAGUAUCAGAGGGAAGCCAACUGGUUGAUUCAAGGACAUCUGGAGUACGGGUCUCCUUUGACACAACAAAUACAUGUGAUUCCUUCUAUCGUGCUUCUGUUGACUUUGUUUUAAAUGUUUGCAGCAGGGCCCCGAAUCAUUGUACUUCUGUUCAGAUUGACGGUGAAGAUGCUUGGAAAUUUGUUGCUGGGCUUGCUGAAAACAUUCGUGCUUCAAUAAUUGUGUCAGCAGCUGUUGCUGCAAGAUCUCGUUCACGGUUUUUACAGGCUUUGGAAAUUCAAGGUAAACAUGCUGAAGCAAAAUUUGAACUGUCAAAGAUAUGCCUUAUGCUGUGGAAAUUUCCUCCCGAGGAGUCUUCUCCUGAGAUGGAGUGGUAGCUCGAGGCUUGGAGAAACAUUUCAAAGUGGAACAGAGGUUAUUUCUGUUAAAUAUGCUUGUCGGGGUUUGUGAUGAAGAGUCAUAAAAGUGCAACAGAAGCUCUUGGUUUGCUUUGUAGGUGCCCUCUCAAGAAGAUAUUGGCGAUGGACAGGAAAGCAAGUAUACACGAAAAGUGGUAUCUUGUGAAAAUCCUUUUUGCAACAGAUAUCUCUCGUGCGGUCUAUAGGCAUGUGUCAUCUGCUUGCAACUGAUGCAUGCAUAAGAUAAGUGCUCCCAACCUUAGAGUCAAUGUUUACUUGCAUCCCUUAUAGUUUUGAUCCCACCAAUUAGUAUUUUUUUAACUUGGUAUGUUUAAUAAACCUCUAUGUUCAUAUCCAGUUAAAAAGUUGGACAAUUCUUUUUAUUUUAUUUUAUUUUUAAUAAUUCGAUAGUUGGGGGUAGGAGAUUUGAACCUUGGUUGGAAACACUAAAGAGCACCAAUUAGUUGAAUUACAGAGCACUUGGCUGGACAAUUCAUUCUUGAUUAUGAAGUGUAUGUACUUCCCAAGCUAGAAGUUAAUUUAUAUUCUACAUGCUUUUGGGUAUAGUAUUUUGUUAAAAGCUAGUUGAAAUAUGGUUGUAAUUAGAAAAGUGAGAUUUUAAAUGGUUGCAUAUAAUCAAAUUAGCCAAAAAGCUUCUUCUAAAAAAAAAAAAAAAAAAUCUAAAAAGCUAAGUUGCGAGAAUUCAUAUUUUGUAGUUUUGAGUUAGUGUCCAUUUAGGUAUCUUGAAGUUUCGGCGCUUAUUUGCUAAAUAUGAUACGAAGAUAGACUUUUUAAUUUUAUUUUAUAUAGCUUUUUUCUAAAUGUGUUACAAAAAGUUAAAAAAAA
Quercus lobata is the source of this 1447-nucleotide messenger RNA. RefSeq lists its product as uncharacterized. The transcript has 7 exons. The record is from RefSeq and is a predicted model, not a curated record. NCBI's taxonomy places the organism in Eukaryota, Viridiplantae, Streptophyta, Magnoliopsida, Fagales, Fagaceae. The coding region runs from base 173 to 580 and encodes 135 amino acids.